Molecule: messenger RNA, 1692 nt
Organism: Tarenaya hassleriana
Lineage: Eukaryota; Viridiplantae; Streptophyta; Magnoliopsida; Brassicales; Cleomaceae
Exons: 3
Coding region: 105-1343 (412 amino acids)
Source: RefSeq, a predicted model, not a curated record
CGGUCUUUGGAAUAAGAUCUGCAUCUGAGCAUUAUCGUACUACAGGCUACUCUUACAUUCCUUCCUUGUUUGUCCCCAUCUCGAACGAACUCUUUGACAAACACAUGGGGUCUUCACAGUCUGCUCAUGCCAUCAACGAAGGAGAAGACGAUGAAGAAGAAGAAGAGGAGGAAAGCGAAGACGGAGGAGAAGAAGACGGCCAUGGCGGAUCCAACAGAAGAGAAAUUGAUAACCACCUCGUGAAGAAGGUUCUCGAGCAGGAGCCCGAGAUGCUUCCCUGCCACGCCUCCGCUUCUCCUCUCUCCCCUCAGCUCUCCUCUCUCGGAACCCCCAGGCUCGGUCCCUCCAUCAAGGUCUGGGACCCUUACAACGUCCUCGCUCCGCCUCCGCCUCCGCCUCCGCCGCUUCUCCCGCCGCCUAUCUUCUCCCGCAUCUCCGCCGCCGACGAUCAUCGCGCCGCCGCCGUGACGGAGGUUUACCUCAUCAGCCACGGCGAGUGCGAUCUCAAUCUCAGGCCUGAUCUGAUCGGAGGGAGGUGCCAUGUGUCCGCCCUCACCGCCGACGGCAAACGCCAGGCCAGGGCCCUCGCCGUGUUCUUCAAUUCUCAAGGGGUUCGAUUCAACUCCGUGUACUCUUCGCCUCUCGACCGAGCUAGAUCCAUGGCGGUUUCCGUUUGCCAGGAAAUGAUUUUUCCAGAGGAGCAUAUACAGUCCUCGGAUGCGCUUGCUGAGAUGAGUAUGGGGGAAUGGGAAGGAGGCCAUCGGUCCGAAAUCUAUACGCCCGAAACUCUGAGCUUAAUCGAAAGAUGUCAGCCCGAUUUCUCACCGCCGUCCGGGGAAUCACUCAGGCAGGUGGAAUUCCGAAUGGUUCAGUUCUUGAACGGGACAGUGGUAGGACUUGCAGAGAAGCUCAGGUCAGAGCUCCCUUCCGCAUCCGUUAACGAGCGAGACGGGUCUUUUCCACCGCCCACGUGGGAUUUGCUUCACAGGCAUCGUCCAAGCCUUACAAGGAAGAAAUCCGGUAAGAGCCGACUCCAGGUGAUGACUAUGACCGGUAAUCACGAGGUUGAUGAUGAGAUGUCCCCGAGGGAAGUUAAUCAUCACAAUGACAUUGGUGAUAUAAACAUCAGCAGGAGUUCCCCUUCCCCGUUCUCAACCUGCGUCGGGGUUUUCACCCACUCGUUGCCAAUCAAAUGUCUUCUGACCGGCGUCAUCGGUUGCAGCCCGAUAAUGUCUCAUAAGAUCUGCAUAGAGGAUUCCUCUGUGACCGUGCUCCAGCAUUCGUGGAAAACCGGUUGGCAGAUAAAACGGCUGAACGAUACUGCUCAUCUUAGAUUGUUAUAGAGUGAGAUUCUUUACUAUCUAACGCUCGAGAGCAAGAAGCCGGUAAUGCUUUUGUUGGCCUCUCUUAUAUGCCUAUUUCCAUAUUUACCAGUUACCGCCCCAAAAGCCGGGGAAAAGGAAAAGGAAAAGGAAAGGAUACAUUUAGUUUUGAUCUUUGGUCGUUUCUGGUUUUGGUUUGAUCCUUUGAAUUUGCAAAAGCCUGAUUAUAGAUGUGAAGUAGAUGACAGAUUCCUGCAGGAAAAGAGAAAAGAAGUAUUGCAUCCGGGAUUGUUACCGUAUAAUUCAUCUCGACACCUACCUUCUCUGAUAUCUGUGGCUGAAUCUGAAUGAGAUCACAUGGAUGGAGCAA